Messenger RNA from Suillus paluster, 552 nucleotides. Its product is annotated as fructose-bisphosphate aldolase. Gene Ontology annotation, biological process: glycolytic process; fructose 1,6-bisphosphate metabolic process. The record is from RefSeq and is a predicted model, not a curated record. The transcript has 3 exons. Gene Ontology annotation, molecular function: fructose-bisphosphate aldolase activity. Lineage: Eukaryota; Fungi; Basidiomycota; Agaricomycetes; Boletales; Suillaceae. Gene Ontology annotation, cellular component: cytosol. Bases 152 to 508 code for a protein of 118 amino acids.
AGGCUGUAAGCCUUUGCUGGUUUUGCUGCUAUUAGCCAGCGAGAACUGAUCUGGUUCCUAUCGUGGAACCUGAUGUUGACUUCGCUGAAGACUCAGACCUCAAGAAGAGCGUCGAGGUUCACGUGAAGAUCAUCAACAUGAUUUAUACGAGAUGCGCUCCACACGGUGUGCUACUCGAGGCGCUCACGCAGGUUCUCUGAUUAAGCCUUCCUUCCCGCAACCUAGCCUUAAGUACCCUUCACGUUCUACCACGUCAGUUGAGGAGAUUGGCCUGGCCACAGCUAUAGUCCUUGCUCGUUCAGUCCCUGUUGCAGUACCGGGUGUUGUCUUCCUCUCAGGUGGUCUUCUGACUCCGAAUGCAGUAAAGUACCUCAAUGCGGCCAAUGUUGUCGCCAACAAGGUUCCCACUAACUUCCCUCUGUGUCUUUCUCGUCUACCUCCUCUCACGUUCUCGUUUGGACGCGGUCUUCGAGGCGAUGCUAUGCAGAAGUGGGUGAAGGGACGAUGAAGCUGGUGCAAAAAUUACGUUUGAGGCCAGGGCCAAGGCUUGCU